Molecule: messenger RNA, 760 nt
Organism: Rhizophagus irregularis DAOM 181602=DAOM 197198
Lineage: Eukaryota; Fungi; Glomeromycota; Glomeromycetes; Glomerales; Glomeraceae
Molecular function (GO): protein binding
Source: RefSeq, a predicted model, not a curated record
AUGACUGAUACAUUAGAAAAUUCAGAAAAUGAUAAGAUUUCUACUGGCCUUUCCGAUAUCUUAUCUUUUGAUACUUUAAGUUUAGAUGCUCAAUCAUUUAAAACUGUUAGUACAAGAUAUAUUUCAGAAAUAGAUAAAAUGGAUAUCACAUUUGCAUCUACUGAAGAAAAACCUUCUAGUAAUAAAAGUUUGAAAAAAUUUGUCAUAUCUCUUAUAGAUAAGAUAACAAUUCCUAAUGAUUUUAGUAGUAAAGUUAAAAACGAUUUAAAAGAUUGGUUUUCAAGUGAUAAGCAAAGGAUAAAGAAAAAUAAGGUUAAUGAUUUUUUAGGUUAUUACGAAUGUUUAAAUACUUCAGAAUUAUUAAAUCCAAAGAUUACUUUAUCUACUGCUAGAAUUGAUUUUCACGAAGGAGAAUCUGUUGAUGAAGCGAAAAAUAUAGUUAUUACAAAAAUUAAAAAUGUUCCUUACAUUGAAAAUGCUUCACUUUUUAUUAUUACAGGUAAAGGUAACAGUCAUUGGAAUAGUAGUGGAAAUUUAAAUAAAAAUUUUCCUGAAUGGAUAAAAGAUGAAUCAAUUAAAAAUUUAGUUGAUGGUGAACCUAUAAAAGGUGAUGGUACUUACGAAGUAUUUAUAAAAAGGAUUCAUAAUGGUGAAAAUGAUAAAAGUAAUAAUUUUUAUACAAUUGACGAUAAAGUUUUAAAAGAAUGGGAAGAAUAUGCUAAAAAAAACAAUGAUAUAAAAUAUAAGAUGGCAUUAGCAG